Daldinia caldariorum is the source of this 3086-nucleotide messenger RNA. RefSeq names its product kinase-like domain-containing protein. Bases 1 to 2667 code for a protein of 888 amino acids. Gene Ontology annotation, molecular function: ATP binding; protein serine/threonine kinase activity. Gene Ontology annotation, biological process: protein phosphorylation. NCBI's taxonomy places the organism in Eukaryota, Fungi, Ascomycota, Sordariomycetes, Xylariales, Hypoxylaceae. The record is from RefSeq and is a predicted model, not a curated record. The transcript has 2 exons.
AUGCCGGGUAGGACCUCAAACACAGAGGAUGAUGCGUCUGAUCAGAUCGGUUAUGAUACCCCGCGCUCUGGCAUCGCUACGCCUCAGCCUGACCUCCACGACAAACGAUUACCGGGUAUUAUGAGUUACUUUGGCCAGGUUCGUUCUGCCCCUCUACCUUUUUCCCUCGGCCGCUCGUCUUCCUCCCAAACACAUGAGACUGAGUCGACCCACCCUUCAUGUCCCCAGGAAGAGAAGGAUGCGCGCACCGUACCUGAACAGCUACCGAGCCCUGGUUCGGAUUUGAGCAGCAAGGACCUCACGCCAGACAUUUCGCCUCUCCUUCCACAUGAGAGGAUCGAACCUCUGGCAAAAGUGCAGUCCUCGCAGCAAUCAGCUUCCGAUGUUCAUCCCUACCCUACGCCUCCUAGUUCACAGACGCCGUCAGAAAGGGGGGGCAAGUUGUCAGAUGCAAGUGGCGAUUCCGACGCAGCCGCUAGCGGCUCAUCGAAUCGUUCUUCACUGAACAACAAGAGUGCCACGGAUCUCUCGCAGCUCAAAGUUCGGAGGGCCACAUUGGCAUCCCCUCUUACGAGCAUUGUCACCACAUCCAAUGCUUUCGCUAGCCACCUCUCUAUCCCUAGCGACCGCACUUCUGAAACUACACCAAGUUCUCCCACGGAUGCCCAACCCCCUGCAGGCGAUGCUGGCAGUUUUUUCUCUAAGUCUGCUUCGGUUGAUCGACUCAAGAAGCUAACUGAUGGAUCGAAAAAGAGCGGUCCCUCAACACCUACCCGAACGCUCUCAGCUACCCAUUCGUCCCAACGUGAGGAGAGGUCACCCUCAAAGCAUAGCGGAGAUGGCUCGGAAGCGGGUGGCAGGCAGACACCGGUCUCCUCCUCGAGUGGCGGCGUUGCAGCUCCACCUCAGAGGGGCAAGCUUACUAUUAAGAUUCUAGAAGCAAGGGGACUAAGAAAGAGCCGUGACCCCUACGUCGUUGCCGUAUUCCAAAGAAGCGAACUGAUAUCUCCCGGACCGCGAACGUUCGAGGACGAAGAUGAAUCAUCACCUCAGCCACCUGCGACAGGUGGAAUUCCUAUACAACGCCAAGGUAGUGACCCUGGUCGUGCGAUAUCAAUUCCCAUGAGAAGUCGCCAGAGCAGCAACACCAGCAUUUCGGAUUAUAAUACUUUCAGAAAUCGUCCAGGACGAUCAUUUACAAGCCCGAAGUGGGAUGCUGAGGCAGUAUUUGACGUUGUUGAUUCAGACAUGCUAGUGGAUAUCUCGAUUUACGACCAUAGCACGCAGGGCGAAGAGUUUCUCGGCCACGUGGACUUCCAAGCAGCUGUUCCCGGAAAAGAUGAACCCGUACGAGGUUGGUUCCCUUUAAGAGGAAACGCUGACACAACACCGGACAAGGCACCCACAGGCGAGAUAUUUGUUGAAGCCAUCUACCAGAGGACAGAAAAGAAGCAUUACGGACCGGACGAUUUCCAAAUUCUACGAUUGAUUGGGAAAGGUACAUUUGGCCAGGUUUAUCAGGUGCGAAAGAAGGACACAGGCCGAAUCUACGCCAUGAAAGUCUUAUCAAAGAAGGUCAUUGUACAGAAGAAAGAGGUGGCACAUACAGUUGGAGAGCGAAAUAUCCUGGUUCGAACGGCUAUGUCAGAGUCGCCAUUCAUCGUAGGCUUGAAGUUUUCCUUCCAGACCCAGAAUGAUCUUUUCCUCGUCACAGAUUAUAUGUCUGGUGGCGAACUCUUCUGGCAUCUUCAGAAGGAAGGGCGGUUUGACGAGAAGCGCGCCAAAUUCUACAUUGCGGAGCUCAUCCUUGCCAUUCAACAUCUUCACAAUAACGACAUCGUUUACCGAGACUUGAAGCCCGAGAAUAUUCUGCUCGAUGCGAAUGGCCACAUAGCCUUGUGCGAUUUCGGUUUGUCCAAAGCUAACCUAACGCAAAACGACACCACCAACACGUUUUGCGGAACUACCGAGUACCUAGCCCCGGAAGUGUUACUGGAUGAAGCUGGAUACACAAAGAUGGUAGAUUUCUGGUCUCUUGGUGUUCUGGUUUUCGAAAUGUGCUGUGGGUGGAGCCCUUUCUACGCUGAAGAUACCCAGCAGAUGUACAAAAACAUCGCAUUUGGCAAAGUCCGAUUUCCUCGUGAUACGCUCUCGCAGGAAGGCAGGAAUUUUGUCAAGGGGUUGCUUAACAGGAACCCGAAACACCGGCUAGGCGCUGUUGAUGACGCCGAGGAAUUGAAGCGCCAUCCGUUCUUUGCCGAUGUAAACUGGGAUCUCUUGACCAAGAAGCUCAUAACCCCUCCUUUCAAGCCUAAGUUGAAGUCUGAGACGGACGUCUCUUACUUUGACCCGGAGUUCACAAACGCUCUGAACGCGAAUGGAUCAUUGAACGAACGUGCACAGCAGCUAUCCACGGGCUUUGCCACAUCAACACCCCUUUCUCCGACCACGCAGGCGAAUUUCCAAGGCUUCACGUUUGUCGACGAGAGCGCAUUAGACGACCACAUGAGAGGAAGAUAUGAUGAAGAUAUGGACGACGUAGAUCGCCGAGAUAACGACUGGGAUGACCUUGAUGACAUUGAUCUCCGAAAAUCAAAUAGGAUGAGUGGAAUCGUGAAAACGGGCAAUAACGAUGAACCGUUCGGCAAUUCCCACUUUGACUUAUGACACGAACAUUUCAUUUCCUUUUUUUCUACAUGUACUCUUCUUACACAAAGAUGACUCACCCGCUCGUCCUCAGCAUUUACAGCGGUUUCGUCUAUUACUCUUUAAAAAUUCUCACUAUGGCAUCAUGCAUAGGGCGGCAUUCUGCAUGAGAUGGCGGUUGGCAGAGGUUACUUAAGUCACUACGGAGUGGUAGGGCGUUUGGCAUUUGCAAAUAGUCUGGAAUCAUGGCACAUACGUACACGAAAAAUCGCGGGAUAGUUUCGGAAAUACCUAUCUAAAAUCACCCAUUCAGGUCACGAGGGACCGGUACAGAUCACUAUGAUCCUACUCCUUUGUCACUUCGGUUUGGAAUUUUUGCGGGCUUGGAUGCCAGCUAUAGGGUUGAUAGUGAAGGGUUCUUAAGAUUGUUGAGCUACUUU